Nerophis lumbriciformis (worm pipefish) is the source of this 2949-nucleotide messenger RNA. The record is from RefSeq and is a predicted model, not a curated record. Lineage: Eukaryota; Metazoa; Chordata; Actinopteri; Syngnathiformes; Syngnathidae.
AUGAGUCGAAGUCGGAACCCGCCUGCCCGGGGUCAAGGGGCUGCGCGCGCGAGGCAGAUGGGGCUGCUCCUUGACCUGAAUCCUGAUGGAGGUAUGGAUGAUGACGGUAACGAUGAAGAUCUUGAGGCUGAGUUACACAAUUUAAUGGGAGGAGGAGGUCCUCAAAGGAAAAAACGUGAAACUAAGGCUCCUGUUCCAAUAGCUGAUAUUGAGCGAAUGGCAGCUCUUUGCAUGAAAGACCUGGAUGAAGAAGACAUGGAUGAUGAUGAUUUGGAGAACGAUGAAGAUCUGCUGGCAGAAUUAAAUGAUGUUUUGGAGGAUGAGGAGGAAAUCAGACCUGCUCACACCCCACAGGCUCACAGACUGAGCGUUACAUCCCAAUCUUCGCCUCCUGCAAAUUCCAGUGGUCCAGCUGGAUUGGAGUGCCGCGUAUUGGAGCGUAUGGAUAUGUACAAGGCUGCCAUAUCCAGUGCAACUGCUUCAGGAGAAUCAAGCAAAGUUCGAAGAUAUGACCGUGGAUUAAAGACACUUCAGUCCAUGCUUACAUCGGUCCGAAAAGGAAAGCCCAUCAACGAGGACGAGAUGCCACCGCCUGUUGCUGUAGGUGGAAAAGCUAGCACUGCAGCUGAGCCUGAAUCUACGAAAGAGCAAGAAAUGCCAGAACCCGCGAUUAUACCCUACCCUCCAUUCAAUCAAAAACCUUUACGGGAAGCAGCACCAGCUGCUCAUAAUACUAAGCCAGUCCAUUUAGCUCCACCACAGAGCCCGGCUGCUUCCAUCACUCCAGGAACCCCAAUCAUCUCUCCACUGACGCCUUCUCAGCCUGACACACAACACUCAGAGCUUAAACAAGCAGUGUUGUCCCGACAGAGAGAAUACAAGCUCGCAGCCUUACAAGCCAAACAGACUGGUAACAUUGACCUUGCCAAACAGCACUAUAUCACUGCCAAGAGUCUGGACUCACUGGUGGAGGCUGUUGAUAGGAGUGAAGUAGUAGACCUGGGCUUGCUCCCACCGUCCCCUGGAGACAUAAUAGAGGAGACACAACCAUCUUCUUUCUCUAAAGUACAAACCCCUGCUGCUCCGCCACCCAGACAGGAACCGACUGCUGCCCUUCCUGCUCCCAGCAAUGUGGCAGAGGCCUUACAGCAGAGGAUGGACAUAUACAAAUCAGCAGCAGAUGGAGCGAAAAACAAAGGAGAUGACCGUAAAGCUCGCAUGCAUCAGCGGAUUGUAAAGCAAUACCAGGAUUCCAUUAAAGCACAUAAAGCUGGUAGACCUGUCAACUUAUCCGACCUACCUGUACCACCAGGUUGCCCGCCAUUACAGGGUUCGGAAAACGAUCAACAAAAUUUUAUGGGUGUCCUGGAAACUGCUAUGAAAAUAGCAAAUCAGGAUCCAGAUGCAGAAGAUGAAGACAGUCCAAAAGAGACUGCCAAGCCUUCGAUGCGUCAUCCAGCGCAGAAAGCCAGAUCUCCUGUGCCUCAAGGCCCUAGUGGUUCCACAACACCAAAACUGGGCGCCAAAGCUCAACAGCAAGUGGAUUUCCUGUUGUUACGGCGACAGGCUUUUUUGCGCGCAGCACUGCACUCAAAGAAAACGAAGGAUAUGACAGCAGCAACGCAGCACCUCAGACAUGCCAAAGGACUCGACCCCAUGAUUGAAGCUGCCAAGUCUGGCCUUCCUGUCGAUAUCACCAAGAUACCCAUAAGUCCGGUCAGUGAGGACGACUACUUGCUGGCUCGUUCCCGUACGUCUCCUCUUUCUCCUCGUACCAGUGAGAAAUAUCAUGGCCUUAUGGAUCUUUUGCGGAAACAGCAUGAGAAAUGUGUGAGCCACUCACAGCAGUUCAUAGUUAUGGGCAAUACUGGUGAAGCUCUCAAGUGUGAAAAGCUUGUCGAGGAGUCAUUCAAAAACAUUGAGUUGCUGAAGAAUGCCCAUGCCAAAGGCCAGCCCGUGCCCAAGUGUCACACGGAGGAGAAGACCUUCACUGUUGUCAAGAACUACCCCAAUCUUGCUCCAAAUGACAUGAUACUGUACAUCAUCAGAGGCAUUAACCUACCAGUUCCCUCAGGUUUGUCACCUAACGAUCUGGAUGCUAGUGUGAAGUUUGAGUUUCCUUUUCCCAGUGUGGAGGAGGCACAGAGGGACAAAACCAGCACAGUAAAAAGCACUAGCAGUCCAGAGUUUAAAGAGCAGUUCAAACUCAACAUCAAUAGAACACACCGGGGAUUCAAACGAGUCAUCCAGUCCAAAGGCUUGAAAUUUGAAAUCAUCCACAAGGGAGGCCUCUUUAAGACCGACAAGGUUGUGGGAACAGCUCAGCUGAAGCUUGAUGGUUUGGAAAACCAAUGUGACAUUCGAGAGAUUAUUGAGGUGAUGGAUGGGCGUAAAGCCACAGGUGGCAAAUUAGAGGUGAGGGUGAAGAUUAGAGAGCCCAUAUCUGGGGUUGAACUCCAUUCUACGACCGAGAAGUGGCUAACCCUUGAACCAGUAUCUGCUCUCUCACCUCCAGAGAAACAAAAACAACGGGCUCCAUCUCCUCGGUCUAAACACAGGCAUGAAGGGAACAACAGGGGCAGUCAUUCUAGCAGCUCUCCUCCUGAGUACAAGUUGCACAGCUUCAGCCUCCUCAACUACAACAAGGAUCAGUUGGAGAGAAAGAUUGGAGAGUACCAAAAGAACCGGCGGGAUCCCCCUUCUGAUCUCAUUUAUCAGUACAAAGAAGUCAAACACAGGCUGCAGUGGCAAAAAGCGCAGCUGGAGCGUGCGUCUCCUGCUCUGCUAUCAGAUUAUGAAAAUGUGCUUCGGCGCUUCACCCAAGGACUCAACGACUCUGUGAAGAAAUUUUCAAGUCAAGGCAAUACGGAUGCUGCCAAGGAUGCUCUGGGCAGGUUGAAGUUGGUAGAGGCAGAGCUGGAAUCCCUAAAAAGGAAACGCACUGGAUAA